AAAAGCAUAAACAAUAGACAAGCCAACUGUCAGCUGUACGGGUAUGACAUAAUAAUACAUAAUAAGACAAGUGAAUAAUAGAGAGCGUGGCGCUCAACGCACAGCUGAGCGCACACUAGACUCCAACGCUCGAAGAUGUUGCGAUUGCUCACCAAAAAACUACCAACAAAGCAACUGGCAUUUUCCCAAACAACCAACAAAGGCAACAACAACAACAUAUAGUUGCAUAAAGUUUGGGGCAGCGCGUGAGCGCCGGUGAGAGAGCAUUGAACGCUUAACACGCACAUUGCACUGAGAUUGGAGACUCUUUGGGGUUCAGCUGAUUGCCAAGAUUUCUUUAAGCUUUUAAAGUGGUUAGACGGCACGCAUACAUAUAUGUACAAGUGCUCGCCGAGACAGUGAGGCAGCAAGCGACCAAAGCCAUAACGACGACCACGACGACAGCGUUAAACGACGAAGAGUUGCGUGAAAAACGGCUAGCAAAUUUUAAGGUAACACACGGUGGCCACAGCCAGUGUGUGGUGAAAAUCGGACGCGAGCGGCAGGCAAUGUCAUGACAAGAAGAGCGACCGUCAGUGAAAAUGAAAAUGCAAAAAUUCGGUGAAAAAUCAAAGUGAAACAAAAAAAAUUAUAAUAAAUAAGAAAAAAUUAGUGAAGAAGCAGCCACAAAGCAGAAAAAUAAAAUUAAAUGUGUUGAAUAAUUGAGGAAAAUAAUAAUUUGCCGAAAACAAAAGAAAAUAAUUUUAAUAAUACUACGCGCGUGUGAGCUACAACAAAAAUUAGCAAAAAAUUGUCUCUAACAAAGUUGUGUAUCAGCAUGUAUGAGCUGCAUAUGUGCAUAACCUAGAAAUCUCAAGAGUAUUUAGCAUAAAAGAAAAUAUAUAUUAUAAUCAAAUUUUUAGCCUACAAAUUUAUUCAAAAAUAGUAUAUAAUAUAUUAAAUACAUACAAGUAUAUAAGUGAGUGUGUGUUUGGUGCAGAAAAAAAGCAAAAGCAAUAGCCGCAAAGCAUUACAAUAAAUUAAUCGAUAACGCUAUGUCAAUGGAAAGCAAUACCCCGGUGGAUCCCAGAGUGCAGGUUGAACUGGAGAAACUAAACACAGCAACAGACAAUAUCAACAAAUAUGAAGUGGAACUCGAUGAGGCAAAAUGUGAUUUCAAGCGUAUCUUGGCGGAGAGCGAUGUGCGCAUCAAGCAGGCCGCACACAAAUUGGGCAACUCAAUUGAGGCGGCGAAACCCUACUACGAGUCGCGUAUCUAUGCAGCGCAAUUGGCAAAGGAGACACAACAAGCGGCAGUCAAUUACGAGAAGGCCAAAUCGAUACAUUCCGCUGCCAAGGAAAUGGUCUAUUUGGCCGAGCAGGGGCUGGGUGAGAAGGCGACGUUGGAUACGGCCUGCCAAGAAAUGCUCAGUCAUGCUACCACUAAAGUGAAUCAAUCACAGGUGGAGGUGACGGAUGCUAGAAAUACUUUGAAAAUGUGUCAACUCAAAUUGGAAGUGGCCAAUAAUCGUGUGGGCAAAUUGCAGGGUCAACUAAAGCAGGCAAUACGCGCGUCGAGUUUAAGCCAUAGACGAGACUUACUUGAAAUGAACUCUUUGGUUUUUCGACUCCGUUGUAAUUGUUUACCCUUCUACGAGGCGCGCGCCAACUAUAACGGACUGCUGAAAGCGCAAAAACAAAAAAUCAAUGAACUGGAAAGUAGAGUGACCGGAGCGAAAAUGACUUACAAUGAGGCGUUGAAGAACCUUGAACAGAUCUCUGAAGAUAUACACCGUCAACGGCAGGAGCAACGUGACCUGCUUAACGACACACUCUUGCCACAGCUGUGCGCCGCAAAUAAUGCCGCAGCAACCGCGCCAAACUAUCAACACUUUCCGUGCAAAGUGGACGCCGCCGAGGAAUAUCUGCAAUUGCCCGCCAAGCUCAGCACACAGUCCAGUCCAGUGCAUCAGCGGCGCUACGACGAGCACGAAUGUCCACACUUGCUGCAGGACUUUCCCACGUUGAAUCUGAGGGAGAAACUCACCACAAGUAGUGGUGGCAUGCACAAGUCGGCCAGCACCAGCGCCACCGGUGACAGCCUCUUCGGCCACACACCACUGCACGGCCCCUACGAAGUGAAGUCAAGUGGCAACAGCAGCAGCGGCGGUGGUGGCGCCGGUAGCGGCAGCGCGCAUGAUGCUAGCUCGAGCACCGGCGCCGACGUCGACGACAAUGACGAUAUCGAGCAAUGGACUGAGAUACGCCUGUCGCACUCGGAGAGCACAAGUUCCAGUUACUCCAACCAAUCGCUGCUGCACGAUCAGCCAGGCGGUGCUGAAGAUGCGCAAUCGCAUCACUCGUCAUCCUCCUCAUCGGACGAGCCGAAACGCAAAGUCACCUGCACGACGAUCUUUCACGAUGAACAGCUGAACAAGAAGCAGAGCUUAAGCCAAUGGCUGUCGCGUUCGAACAGUUUGAAGAUGUCCGGCCGGCGACAGAGUCUCGAUUUGCUCAUCGAUGCGGGCGAUAAGGUGAAGGAUGUAUUUAGCUUCGGUUUCCAAAAGGUGGGGAAAUCGUUGGAGCGGCGCAACAGCGAAUCGGAGAUGAACGCCGAGAAUGCGGACGGCAAUGCAAGCGGUGCGACAGCGGCAACGGGCGCAGCGAGUGGCGGCAAGACCUCAUCGGCCGGUGAUUUCUUCCUCUUCUCCAGAUCGUCAGAGCCCAAAGAGCUGCUCUCCGAUGAGCAGGUCGAGAAUUUAUUGUUGAAUCCCAGCCUGGAUGAGAAUGGUGUGAUAAUUGUUGAGCAACUGAAAUCGCCGUUACAACAGCCAAAUCCAUAUGGCAUGGCUGCCACGCCGACCACUACAACAACCACAACCACUUUACUCUUCUAAGCGUUUAAUAUUAGCAUAAUAAAUAAUGUUUACUAAAAGGAAAAGAAAAAAACAUCUAAAAAUAGUAGCAACUUUGUCUUACUAUAAAUUCAUACAAAUAGUUUAAGCAGCAUUCAAUUCGUAAUGGGAACAUGAGGACAUGAGACAACAUAUCAUUUAUGGGAUUUCGUAGCUUGGAAAAUUUGACGCGUUUAUUGCAUACCACAUACUAUAUAUAGUUAAAGCAGAAAUUGUAUGAGUUGAAUACAAUAAUUUAAUUUUUUUUAAUCACACGGUUGCAUUUACAGUACAAUAUUAUUAUAUAAUUCAUGAAAUUGCGUACUUUAUAGUGUUAAGUAUUUAUUUCAAAAAUAUUUUUAAUGACAUUGCUAAUGAAAAGUGUAGUGUAAUGCAUUUUUAGUUUAAUAAUAUUGCUGAUUGUACAAUAGUUUCAAUUAAAUUGUUUAAUUUGGCGCUUAAAAUUAUUUAGUGAAAUAUAAAAAAUUUUAAAUUUCAAAUAUUUAAGACUAGUAAUUGGCAUACAAUUGAAAUUACUGCGAUUACAACAACUAAAUAUGCUUAAUUUUAAUUUACAUUGAAAAAAUAUUAUUAUUAUUUAAUUAAUUACAUUAAUUCAUAACUGAAUUUAACAAUAUAUUACAUUGUAUCAACUAAACUAUAUCCAUAAGUGUGAACGCAUACUUAUGCCGCAAAAACAGAUUAAGCAUCACUAAACACAGCUCUAUUUUUAUGCGUGCAAAAUUGAUUACAUCAUUUAAAUUUAAAUAAAAAAAUAAAUUGCUUAAUUUAAAAUAUAAAAAAAAUAAACUAUUUACUACAAUAAGUAACCAACAAUACAAUAUAAUUUACUACAAAAAUAUUAUUUAAUUACUAUAUAUGUACUCCUCAAUUGUGUGUACAACGCAUGUGGUUGUUUUACUAGUCAUUUAUAAAUUAUAUACACAAAAGCGUUAAGAGCGUUAUUGAUAAAGAGAAUUUAAAUAUUAAAUAAAAUAUUUAGCAGUGAAUAUUUAAGCAAAAUAUAUAAUUAUGCAUACAUACAUAUGUAUAAAUUUUUAAAUCUUAAAAAAAUAAAAAAUAUUAAAAUUAUAAAAAGAAAAUGUUUACAAACAAUAAAUACAGUUUACAUAUAUAUGUAUAUAAGUAUAUGUAUGUCCUACUGAUAAAGAAACUGUUGAACUAUGUAUGUAGUGUAAUGCCUAAAAUGAAUAAAUAUUACAACAAAUUGUGACUUUAUGAUAUUAACAUUACAUAUUGCAUAAAUUUAAUACAACAUUUAAAUGUACUAAAGCAUAAAAUAAUGCAUAAACUAGCAGUUUGUUAGCGGCAAAUAGCGUUGAAUUCGUAACUUAAAAUGCAGAGCAGUGGAAAUAUACAAAAAAAAAAAAAAAAACAAA
Messenger RNA from Zeugodacus cucurbitae (melon fly), 4273 nucleotides. Its product is annotated as SH3 domain-binding protein 5-like. Lineage: Eukaryota; Metazoa; Arthropoda; Insecta; Diptera; Tephritidae. Gene Ontology annotation, biological process: intracellular signal transduction; negative regulation of protein tyrosine kinase activity. Bases 1035 to 2876 code for a protein of 613 amino acids. Gene Ontology annotation, cellular component: cytoplasm. Gene Ontology annotation, molecular function: protein kinase inhibitor activity. The record is from RefSeq and is a predicted model, not a curated record. The transcript has 9 exons.